Sinocyclocheilus grahami is the source of this 1925-nucleotide messenger RNA. RefSeq names its product autophagy-related protein 16-2-like. Gene Ontology annotation, biological process: autophagosome assembly. The record is from RefSeq and is a predicted model, not a curated record. The coding region runs from base 1 to 1386 and encodes 461 amino acids. The transcript has 15 exons. Lineage: Eukaryota; Metazoa; Chordata; Actinopteri; Cypriniformes; Cyprinidae. Gene Ontology annotation, molecular function: protein binding.
AUGGAUUCAGACUUUCAGCUUGGCCUGGAUGUAGGCUGUGGAAUGCUGUAUGAGGUCCAAAACCAUCUCAGUGUUUUGGCGUCAGAGCACAGCGUGCUUCAGGAACGCGUGGCAGAGGUGCAGACUAGGAACCGACUUCUGAAACAAAAAUAUGAUUCUCUGCUGGAGCAGCACCGGAACAUGGAGAGCACGUACCGACAAGAGAAACUCCGCAGCUCAGAGAUCCUGGAGAACAUGAUCCUUCCGAAACAGCAGGCUGCUGUCCGCAUGAACCAUCACAAUGAGAAGAGAGUGAGAGCCAGAGAGGCCAGUCUUCACAAAGAGCUUCAGAUGGCUGCCAGUCAGAAUGUGAAUAUUAAUGAAGAGUCUGGAAAUGUGUCGCCUUCUAAACCAUCAUCCCCUAAAUGUGAGUCUUCACAGAGGUUUGAGAGAUCCCAUGGACCACUUUUCAGGUCUGCUUCAGCUACAUCCCCCCGCAUCAUCAGCUCCAUCAGAGGACUUUUUGAGAGUAAGAUUAGAGGAAAAUCCGUUUGCAGGUCAGAGGAAGAUCUCUAUAUACCAUUAGGAGUCUGUCUGGUUGCCAGAGUCCCAACCAAGGCAAUUUUUACAAUGGAUGCACAUGAGCUGGGAAUCAACGCUGUGAGGUUCAGUACCAAUUCAAACCUGUUGGCUACAGGAGGAACUGACAGAGUCAUCAAACUGUGGGGCAUUGAAGCAGGUACUCUUCAGAACAGAGGGACGUUAGAUGGAAGUAAUGAGGGGAUCACCAGCAUUGAGUUCGAUCCUACGGGCACUCGGAUUUUAGCUGCGUCAUAUGACAAGUCUGCUCUAUUUUGGAGGCUAGAGGACAGCGGCACUCGGAUUUUAGCUGCGUCAUAUGACAAGUCUGCUCUAUUUUGGAGGCUAGAGGACAGCGUUCCCAAGGUAACAGAGCUUACCUCUCGCCCAUCCAAACCACCCGUGCGCUAUCAAUCCAUGUGUGUAUUCCGUAGGGCAGGGAACUGCACACAGGAAGUGCCUCUUCAGGGCAGAGUGACCUCACUGGACCUCUGCCCCAACCACAGGCAGCUGCUCAGCUGCUCCAGAGAUGACAUUCUGCAGCUGGUUGACCUGAGAAAGAGUAACGACAGGGUGGCCUUCAGAGCGGAGGGCUUCAAAUGUGGAAGUGACAGCACCAAGGCCAUUUUCAGUCCGGAUGGCAGCUUCCUGGCAGCUGGCUCUGCAGACGGUGCCAUCUACAUAUGGAAUGUGAACACAGGAAACUUGGAAAAACGGCUUCCUGGCAUGCACAGAGCAUCAAUAAGCGCUGUGGCCUGGUCGUUGUCGGGUGAAUAUGUGGUAAGUGUGGACAAGAGCUGUCGAGCUGUGCUCUGGAGUGAUAUCUGAGAGCAGACACAGGCUGCCUUUUCCCUUCUCAUCAACUGAAGUCAGUCCUGGAAAUGCACUCGGGGAUGUCAUCAAAACACAGCCCUGUUGGGAAAAGCUCACACGCUGCACUCCGUCAAUAACAAGACCUGUAGUAUUGUGACAGUCUCUGUUGCUAAGAGGCCGUGUCACCCAAAACGCAGACAGAUGUGCUAAUGUUACAGGGGUCUGGCGACUGUCGAGCGGAGCUGUCUGGGUUUUGUUUUGAAACCUUGUUACACAUGAAUUGCUGACGCAGAACGUGCCGAAGCGUUUGUAGGUCUUCCUGUUGCUUGAUUCUUACUGUAAUUGUCAGCAACUUUAAAAUCUCUUGACAUACACCAGAUAUCACUGGGAUUUGAUAUCAAAGGGAAACAUGAACAAAAUGGAUUCAGCCUGUUUAAAGGACACAUUUCUGAAUAUGUGGAAACUCGACCCAGCGUAUUCGCAUGUCAGUCCUAUUUUUAGAGACCAGAACACUGAACAGACACGUCAUCUUGAAUGCCUGGUAAAAGGCCAUU